This is a messenger RNA of Capsicum annuum, 1782 nucleotides long. RefSeq names its product protein TOO MANY MOUTHS. The transcript has a single exon. Gene Ontology annotation, cellular component: plasma membrane. Gene Ontology annotation, molecular function: protein binding. NCBI's taxonomy places the organism in Eukaryota, Viridiplantae, Streptophyta, Magnoliopsida, Solanales, Solanaceae. Bases 162 to 1619 code for a protein of 485 amino acids. The record is from RefSeq and is a predicted model, not a curated record.
UAAUCAUCCAGCUUAAAUUUAUGCACCCACCAAUUUUUAUUCACUUGUCACACUCCCCAACCUGGUGAUUGCACUUAUAAAGACCCCUGGAAAUACAGGUAUCUUAAACAAGUUUGUCCACUUCAUUCAUAUUCCAAUUAAACUCUUGAUUUGCUUUCAACAUGGCCCUGUUUUUCUCAAUACAAACAACUUCACUACUAGCUCUCGUCUUCUUUCCUCUAGGCUGGUCAUUCACUGUUAUAAUGUCGGAUUCCGGUGCGCCUUCAGCUCUAGUUGAUGCCCCACAAACUGGUUUCUCUAUGAAUAAUAAUCGAGCACGAACCGAUCCACAUGAACAAGAAGCAGUUUACGACAUUAUGAGGGCGACGGGGAACGAUUGGGCCACAGAUAUCCCUGAUGUUUGUCGUGGCCGGUGGCAUGGCAUUGAGUGCAUGCCGGACAACGACAAUGUAUACCAUGUUGUAUCACUUUCCUUCGGAGCACUGUCCGAUGAUACAGCAUUUCCUACGUGUGACUCAACUCAUUCUUUCAUUUCACUUUCUGUUACGAAACUUUCACACCUUCGGACUUUAUUCUUCUAUCGUUGUUUCAGUAAUAAUCCUCAGCCUAUCCCAGCAUUUCUAGCCCAAUUAGGUCCCACUUUGCAGACACUAGUUUUACGGGAAAAUGGGUACACAGGGCCUAUUCCUGUUGAGUUGGGUAACUUAACCCGUUUGAGAGUCCUUGAUCUUCACAAAAACAAUCUUAACGGUUCAAUACCGGUUUCUCUGGGCCGGAUCACCGGUUUGAGGUCGUUAGAUUUGAGUGACAACAAACUAACCGGUUUAAUUCCGAGUUUAACUUUCCCUCUGUUAAAUGUGCUGGACCUCAACCAAAAUCACCUUGUAGGUUCAAUUCCAUCCACACUCAUGAGCUGUAAUUCACUUACAAAGCUAGACUUAAGUCGCAAUCACCUCUCCGGUUCAAUACCCCACUUCAUCGACAACUUAUAUGACCUCAUCCUUAUGGAUUUAAGCUACAAUAGUCUAACAGGUCCAUUCCCAGUGUCACUCAAGAAAUUGAAUUUUCUACAAGCCUUAGUCCUCAAUGGAAAUCCAAUGGACUCUUCUACUCUACCGGAUAAUGGAUUCGAUGGUUUCAAGGACUUGAUGAUUUUAGGGUUAUCCAAUAUGAACCUUCAAGGUCCAAUACCAAAUUCACUAGGCCGGUUACGUAAACUUCGAGUUCUUCAUCUUGAUGGGAACAAAUUAAAUGGCUCGAUCCCAUCGAGUUUUGGUAAUUUAAAUAGCGUAAGUGAGCUCAGGCUAAACAAUAACAUGUUGAGUGGUCCUAUUCCAUUUAAGAGAGAAAUGGUUUGGAGAAUGAGAAGGAAAAUAAAGCUUUCCAACAAUGAAGGGCUUUGUUAUAAUAAAGAAAAUGGUCUUGGAGGUGAUCUAGAGACAUUGUUGGGAUCAGGGAUUGGACAUUGUGUAGACUCUAAAACUGAGCCAACAAAUGCAAUGGAACACAUUUCAACACUCAACAGAGGAAGUGUCGCAACAUCAAAUAGCAACAAGUUAUCAUCUUUUGAAAGCUUACUUUGGUCAGCUUCAGUUUUUGUUGUAUUCUGUCUGUUGUGAGUAAUUGUUUAGAGAUUUGGUACAGUUCUUGUUUCUUCUCCUUUUCAUCUUUCGGUUUUUAAAUGUAACAAAGCAUAAUAGUAUUAGUAAGUACGAGGAGUGUUACUAAUUUCAUUCUUCAGACCUUUCCGGGAACAACUAAUUGGAUGUCACUUGUAAAUUA